AUGGACACUACGCUGAACGUUAUUUUGGAAUACACGGAAAUCAAAGAUUCAAAGCUUGAUCCUGAGUUAAUUCGUGAUAAAAAACACGAAUAUAGUGUAAUUCCAAGAAACGAAAUGCAUAAAAAUGGCCACCAGAUUCAUGAUUUUACAGGAACACCAGCUACUACUAUUUUGUCGCCUCAACAUGUAAUUCCAUUGGAGAAAAUGUUUGCAGCUUGUUGUGGAGCUUUGCUGACUUCCCUUUUCACAACUCCCUUCGAUCUCGUCAAAACUCGAUUACAAUCCCAGAGUCUUUACAAAGGUUCGACCGUUUCAAACACAAAAUCAUAUUCUUCCCUCACGUCAUGUUGUCAGGAAGUCUUUUAUUCCACACCAAAUAUGCAUCGGGAGUUCUUUUGUCACUCAUUAGAUCCACGUAUGCCAAAACAGUCCUCAACACUGAGUUGCGCUGUUACAGAUGCUAUGAUGCCUAGUAAAAUCGCUGCCGGACGUCAGUUUAAUGAGUUAAACGGAUUUAUGGAUGGCAUUGUUAAAAUCGUUCGUUAUGAAGGGGUCACAUCAUUAUGGCGAGGACUUUCACCUGGAGUAGUAAUGUCUGUUCCCUUGACGGUAGUCUAUUUUGUUGGAUAUGAUUCUAUUAGAGAUUCAUUAUGGAAACAUUGGAAAGGGAAAUACUCUGAAACAUAUUCACCGCUAGUGGCUGGAACCCUUGCAAGGACAUUUUCGGUUUCAGUAAUAUCACCAAUAGAAUUACUUAGAACCAGGAUGCAAAGUCCAGAAGGUAUAAAUGGUUUAAAAGAUGUUAUGAAGGGUGUGCGAGAGAUGGUCAGAAGAAAUGGUGUCACAUCAUUAUGGCGAGGUUUAGAACCUACGUUAUGGCGAGAUGUUCCAUUUUCAGCCAUAUACUGGACAGGUUAUGAAUCAAUAAAAAGAAACUAUACUAAUUAUCUGCGAAACAAAAGUAUCGAUGGAAAUAUAAAUAAUUUUUCCGUUGCCUUUGUGAGCGGUGCUACUUCUGGCAUGAUUGCAGCAACAUUAACAACUCCUUUUGAUGUGGCAAAAACUCAACGACAAGUUGCUUCAAAUUCAAUGAAAAAUCCAAGCAUGGUCAAAGUUAUGCAAAGAAUAUUUCAUGAGGAAGGAUAUCGAGGGUUAUUCAGAGGUGGAACUUUGCGAAUAGCCAAAGUUGCAGUAAGCUGUGCCCUUAUGAUAUCAACUUAUGAAUCACUAUCCAAGUUUUUUGCAAUAAAUGCUUUUCUUGAGAAACAAGGACUCAGUUUGCCCAAACCGUUUAAAACAGGAACCACGAUCGUCGGAAUAGUUUACAAGAAUGGUGUUAUUCUUGGAGCAGAUACGCGUUCAACUAAUGGACCGAUCGUAGCAAAUAAGAAUUGUGAAAAGAUUCAUUAUCUUGCACCCAACAUGUAUUGCGGUGGAGCCGGUACAGCAGCUGAUACCGAAAAUGCUACCGCAUUAAUCAGUUCUCAAUUGGAAUUGCAUCGAUUGGCGACCGGAAGGCAAGCUCGCAUUAUAACUGCGGUGACAAUGUUAAAACAAAUGCUUUUUAGCACAGAUAAAUUACCUUUCGUGGCCAUGGGUAGUGGUUCAUUGGCGGCUAUGUCUAUACUUGAAAGUAGAUGGACCAAAGAUUUGGAGCGGGAUGAUGCCAUUGAAUUAGUCAAGGAUGCUAUUGAAGCCGGUAUUUUUAAUGAUCUUGGAUCCGGUUCAAAUGUAGAUGUUAAUAUAAUUGAGAAAGAUAAAGUAGAAGUCUUGAGAAAUUAUGCUAAACCCAAUGAACGAGCACAUAAAGAACAAACUUACAAAUAUAAGAGAGGAACAACCGCAUAUCUCAAGGAAACUGUUAGAGAGUUUAUCGUUACGGAAGGUGAUGCUAUGGAUAUUUCAUAA
Messenger RNA from Dentiscutata erythropus, 1908 nucleotides. The record is from the annotation of a GenBank genome assembly. NCBI's taxonomy places the organism in Eukaryota, Fungi, Glomeromycota, Glomeromycetes, Diversisporales, Gigasporaceae.